CCCGGGCUAAGCACCAGUGGCCCUGCCCUGUCUGUGCUCCCCUGGGAACACCAAGGGGCUCAGACAGUAAAGACUGACUCUACACCAAGCAUCCACCAGCAACAAACCGACGCUCCAAGGCGGUGGCUAUGGCCGAGGAGAGCACAGCUACUGACCAUGAGCAGCUCCUGAGGAGGGUGCAGGAGCUGGAAGUGGAGGUGAAGCGGCUGCAGGAGAAGCUCCAGGAGGACAAGGAAGGUGCUGGGAGGAGAGAGGCUCCUCCAGCCUCUGGGAAAGCCAGGAAACGCCAACAACGGCCCUUUGACUUCGCUGCCCACAGCCGCAGACACGUGGCACUGCGCAUCGCCUACCUGGGCUGGGGCUACCAGGGCUUUGCCAGCCAGGAGAACACCACCAACACCAUCGAGGAGAAGCUCUUUGAAGCCCUCAAGAAGACACGGCUGGUGGAUGACAGACAGACGUCCAACUACCACCGCUGCGGACGCACGGACAAGGGCGUCAGUGCUUUUGGGCAGGUGAUCUCCCUGGAUCUGCGCUCCAGCCUGCCGGAGGGGCAGCAGCUCAACGGCCACGAGGCCGGGGGGCGGCAGGAGGAGCUCCGCUACACCCACAUCCUCAACAGAGUGCUGCCUCCCGACAUCCGCGUGCUGGCCUGGGCGCCCGUGGGGCCGGAGUUCAGCGCCCGCUUCAGCUGCCUGAGCCGCACCUACCGCUACUUCUUCCCCUGCGCCCAGCUGGACGUGGCGCUCAUGGACAGCGCGGCCCAGCGCUACGUGGGCACCCACGACUUCCGCAACCUCUGCAAGAUGGACGUGGCCAACGGGGUGCUCAACUUCCAGAGGACGAUCCUCAGCGCCACAGUGACGUGGGUGGACAGGGGAGGAGAGGCCAGGCCACGGGAUCCCUUCCGGCUGUGCCAGUUCGAGGUGACAGGACAGGCGUUCCUGUACCACCAAGUGCGCUGCAUGAUGGCCGUGCUCUUCCUCAUUGGCCAGGGCAUGGAGAGCCCGGAUGUCAUUGAUGAGCUGCUGAACGUGGAGAAGAACCCCCGGAAACCACAGUACAGCAUGGCGGUUGAGUUCCCCCUGGUCCUGUACGACUGCGAGUUCCCAGACCUGCAGUGGCUCUACGACCCAGAGGUGCAAGGCUUCAACGUGACACACUUGCAGCAGCUCUGGGCCAGCCAUGCCGUCAAAACCCAGGUGCUCCGGGACAUGUUGGCAGGCCUGGAUGCUGCUCCCGUGGCCACCAGAAAUGGUCCAGAGAGCAGCCUGGUGCCCUGGGGUGAACUGCAGCCCCCGCUCCACAGCCAGAUCAGCGGCUUCGUGGAAGGGGUCCAAGCCCGCACCUACAAGCCCCUGCUGG
Zonotrichia albicollis (white-throated sparrow) is the source of this 1365-nucleotide messenger RNA. Lineage: Eukaryota; Metazoa; Chordata; Aves; Passeriformes; Passerellidae. The record is from RefSeq and is a predicted model, not a curated record.